Schistocerca gregaria is the source of this 1356-nucleotide messenger RNA. RefSeq lists its product as uncharacterized. Lineage: Eukaryota; Metazoa; Arthropoda; Insecta; Orthoptera; Acrididae. The record is from RefSeq and is a predicted model, not a curated record. The coding region runs from base 181 to 687 and encodes 168 amino acids. The transcript has 2 exons.
CUGCCUUUUAUCAUGUUAUUCAAGCCAAAGUGCCAGAAAUUCUAGAUAAGAUCUUACUUCAUUUCAUAACCAUGAUAAUGACCUCUCAUUUGGCACAGUUCAGUCAACGACACCAUAUGAAAAGGCCACAGAAAUCCCUUGGUUUCAGCAUUUUAUGUUCACUGAAUCAAAAUAAACAAAAUGCCAUCAAACUGGAAGAGGCCAGCUGAUGUUGCAUUUCCUCAAGUUUGGGCUAGGUGUGAAGGCAAAACAACUUUAGCGGAUGGUUCUAAGCUUGUAUACAGAAUACAGGAUGCCACUCCUGAAAUGCAUGAAGAGAUUCUUGACAGACUCAUGAUGGUAUACUUUGUCCGAGAUGAGGAUAUUUGCAAGACAAUUAAUUUAAUGGCAGAUAAAACAUCUAUGGAAGAAACUAGAAUAAUGUGGAAGGAAUCACUACAGCAGAAUGUUGGUCUUGUAGCUAUAAGAGAAUAUCCAGAUGGUCAAGAAGAAAUCAUUGGGACCAAUAUAACAUGUGUUGUCAGCAAAGGGGAGAAAUCAAAUCCUGAUGAGGUGAAAGGUGAGGCAAUGAGAAAAAUUUGGCGUAUGUUGAUGGAGGAUCUACCAAAACAACUUGAUGUAUUUGAGCAUUAUGGGGUGGACCACUACAUGAGUGCUGUGGGGCUAACUGUAUUACCAAAAUAUUGAGGACAAAAUGUGGGACUUGAGAUUUUACGUGCUCGAUUUCAACUUGUGAAAGGUGUUGGACUGAAGGCAACAGCAACAGCUUUCACUGCCAUGGCCUCUCAAAAACAAGCACAGCGUGCCGGCUAUGAGUUGUUGACUGAAAUGGUAUAUAAUGAUUACAAGGUAGAUGGAAAAGUUGUCUUCCCAGGGAUGACCACACCAUCAGUGAAAUAUAUGGGCAAAUACAUACCUUGAUGAGCAGAACAUAAACUGUAAUGGUCAUUCAGAAACAAAGUAGCAGAGAAAAUGUGUGUGUGUGUGUGUGUGUGUGUGUGUGUGUGUGUGUGUGUGUGUGUGUGUGUGUGGUACAAAAUGAAAAUUUAUUAAACAGUAUAAUUCAGUGCAUGACGUCAACUUAUGUGAGUAUGGUGUAUGAAUGAUGUAUUUGAAUUUUCAGCAGACAAAUGUGACUCAAUAAAAUAACAUUGGUAAUUUGUAUUAAACUGACAAAUUUGUAUCAUUGUAAGCUACAUAAGUUCAGAGUAAUAUUUCGCUUUGCAGCUUGUAAAAAUUUCUGCCAAAGUAAUAAAUUACAAGGGGGUUCCUUAAGUUUCAGAUAAAACACAAGAAUGUAACAUUUGUACAGUUUUUCAAUAAACAAUGAAAGCACUCUCUCAGUUCACUAACCAA